Molecule: messenger RNA, 1304 nt
Organism: Oppiella nova
Lineage: Eukaryota; Metazoa; Arthropoda; Arachnida; Sarcoptiformes; Oppiidae
Source: the annotation of a GenBank genome assembly
AUGUGGACAAUGAGUGCGCUGAACGACUUCCGCGACCAGACUUUCGGUGAUAACUCAUACGACACGACGACGAGCGCGAAGAUUAAGUCCGCGAAAGCCAUAGACCGCAGGUUUACCGCCGAAGACGUGGUCGUGAAACAAGAGAAAGUGGACAUCACUUCCGCGCCCACGAACGCCGGUCAGCCACCCGUCCCCUCAGUAUUGCAAACUGUGAGUCCCGGUGCCCGACAUGCGAUCAAUCUAAUGCCUGUCAGCGAAUUGCAAGAGUUGUGCGCAAAGAAUGGUCUCAAGAAUCCGGAAUACCGUUUGACGCGUACGGAAGGCAACUCUCACUCACCCUUCUUCACCAUUGAAUGCCUUUUAAGUGGUGUGGUUAUAGGCGAAGGAAUCGCCAAAACGAAGAAAGGGGCCAAACAUAGCGCCGCCCAAAAGGGCUUGGAGUUCAUCAAACAACAGUCACUGGAGGUGCGAACGGACAUUAGCGCCGACUUCACCCAAUUACGGAUCAUUGAGUCCGACAAAUGCGACUCCGGCAUCGAUUCGGGCGCCUCGACGGCCGACAAAUCCGAAGUGCAAAAGACUUUCGACGGGUCGGACGGCUCGCGACUGACGGCGCAGUCGAACGCUGUCAGCGUUUUGCAGGAGUUCUGCGCGAAGAACGGCUUCCAGACGCCGGUCUACUCGGAGCUGAAGAGGGACGGCGCCUGUCAUGAACCCGUCUUCUGGAUCAAGUGUCAGAUAGUGUUCGGUUCAGAACCCAUUGUCGGCAACGCUUCCGGCAAAACGAAACAGUCGGCCAAACGGGCCUCGGCUGAGGAGGUGCUCAAAAUGCUGCAGCAGAGAGAGUACCCACUGUUUCCGGUGAACACCGUUCAGAAAAAGAAAUCGAGACACAAUUCGCAACAAAUACUGGACCCGAAUGUGGAGGAGAAGAAGGAGACCAAAGAGUACGUGGAGUUCAUCGAAGAGCUCCAGUGCCACGACCUGACGGCCCUAUUCGAGGCCACCGACAAAGACUACUGUCUGCGACUCAAUCUGAUCGCCGAGAAGUUGAAUUGUUUCGCCAAUUACUUGACGCUAACGGAGAGCAACUCGAAGACCAAUACGUGGAAGUGUUUGGUGCAACUCAAGAGGAAUACGGCGCUCACUAAGAGGUUACCGGUGUUUGUCUCGUGGGGUAACAGCACUGUCAACGCGGACGAGGCCAUGCAAAAGGCCGCCCAAAGGGCUAUCAUUAUGGUGAAAGUGCUUAAGAUGUAGACGCGGUUGUGUAUGUGUGUGUUGUAUUGGUGGUGACCCCCUCC